Molecule: messenger RNA, 1023 nt
Organism: Sphenostylis stenocarpa
Lineage: Eukaryota; Viridiplantae; Streptophyta; Magnoliopsida; Fabales; Fabaceae
Source: the annotation of a GenBank genome assembly
AUGACCUCUCAGAAGGCCCCUGAGGUUGAAAAUGACGACGAUUUUAGAGUUCAUGUGUUCUCUUCGUCAUCCGAGUUGCUUGAAAAUCUUCAUGAAAUAUGGAGUUCAGUGGAGAAACAACCAUACCCUGCUAUGUAUUCUAGUAUUUUUGGAGGUAUCACACUUGAUCCAGCAAUGAUGGUAAUCCCCAUCGAUGAUCACAUGGUACACAGAGGGCAUGGUGUGUUUGAUACAUCCAUUGUUCUAGAUGGAUACCUCUAUGAAUUGGAUGUUCACCUUGAUAGAUUCCUAAGGUCAGCCUCCAAAGCAAAGAUAUCCUCUCCCUUUCCUCUAUCAACGCUUCGCAACAUUAUUAUACAACUGACUGCAGCAUCAAAAUGCAAGAAGGGAACUUUAAGAUUUUGGCUCAGUGCAGGUCCUGGGAAUUUCUUGCUGUCAUCAGCAGGAUGUCCAAUAUCUGCAUUCUAUGCAGUAGUCAUUGAGGAUGAUUUUUCCCAAUGCAAAGAGGGAGUUAAAGUGAUUACUUCCAACGUGCCAAUGAAGCCUCCUCUAUUUGCCACAACUAAAAAUGUGAAUUAUCUUCCAAAUGUCCUUUCAGUAAUGGAAGCUGAAGAGCAAGGAGCAUUUUCUGCUAUAUGGGUGGAUGAGGAAGGUUAUAUUGCUGAAGGUCCAAAUGUGAAUGUUGCUUUCAUAACUCAAGACAAAGAACUUCUCAUGCCUCCUUUUGAUAACAUCCUACAUGGUUGCACUGCAAAAAGGCUCCUUGAAUUGGCACCCAAGUUGGUUGAUCAAGGGCUUCUGAAAGGUGUAGCAACUAAAAAGCUAACUGUGGAAGAAGGUAAAGCUGCUGCUGAAAUGAUGUUUGUGGGAAGCACACUUCCUCUAUUGCCUAUCAUCAUCUGGGAUGAUCAACCCAUUGGCAAUGGAAGUGUUGGGGAAUUAACGAUGCAACUUUCAAAUUUGCUGUGGGAUGACAUGGUAACUGGCUCUGACACACAGAGAAUACCUGUUCCUUACGUUUAG